Parastagonospora nodorum SN15 is the source of this 531-nucleotide messenger RNA. RefSeq lists its product as hypothetical. Lineage: Eukaryota; Fungi; Ascomycota; Dothideomycetes; Pleosporales; Phaeosphaeriaceae. Gene Ontology annotation, cellular component: membrane; endomembrane system. The transcript has a single exon. The record is from RefSeq and is a predicted model, not a curated record. The coding region runs from base 1 to 531 and encodes 176 amino acids.
AUGACCAACAGUACAUCCCUCUUCACCAUCAAGAACUACAUCUCCCUCGUCGCCGCCCCCAUCGAAAUCGUCAUCUCAAUCCUCUACUGGUCCCUCCGGCUCAUCGACACAUCCCUCGUCGUCCCGCCACACCUGCCCCUCCCACCUGCAAUCUACGACCUAACAUUCCACUUCUUCCCCGCGGUGCUGACGACGCUUGAUACGUUGUUGCUAUCCCCGCCGUGGCCCAGUUCGCCGAUGAAUCCGCAGGCGCCGCUGAUUACACUGGUACUCAGCACAGCGGUCGCAUUCCUGUAUUGGUUCUGGAUUGAGAUUUGUUAUGCCAGGAAUGGGUUUUAUCCGUAUCCAAUCUUUGAGAUGCUCACGACAUAUCAGCGCGUGGGGCUGUUUGCACUGAGUGGCUCGAUCAUGUGGGUUGUGGGCGGGGCGUUGAGGGCGGCGUAUGCAUGGUGUAAUGGGUAUGAGGAGGUGGAGGAGUUUCAGAAGGUGAAGAGGGCGGUGAAGAUGGGGAGGGAGGGGAAGUGGGAGUGA